CUAAUUUAAGUGCGGGACACCUGCUGAUUGACCUUGAACUUUUCAGGAAGUCAUGUGAUCAAAACUUCCCUUGAGCGGCUAGUCAGAAAACGUUUGAUCUAAGCGUCAUAUUAGCGGUGCUAGUUUUCGAGGAUAAUUAUGACUCUGUUUCGGAAAAGUCGGAGUAAAGGUGAUUUGCAGCAGGAAUUUCAUACAACCGUAAGGUUUUUGGAUGAUUCCGAGCCAAUCCAGUUGCCUUUCACGAAAGAGACGUUAGGCCAGUUUGUUCUGGAUAAAGUUUGUGACACGCUGAAUCUGGUGGAAAAGGAUUACUUUGGUCUACGAUUUGUUGAUGCUGAAAAACAAAGGCACUGGCUAGACCCAACAAAGACUGUGUACAAACAGUUAAAAGGAGUGAGUCCCUGUGUUCUCUGUUUUCGAGUGAAGUUUUAUCCAGAAGACCCCAUGAAGUUACAUGAAGAGAUUACAAGGUACUAUCUGUUCCUCCAGUUAAGAAGAGACUUGCACCAUGGGAGAUUACUGUGUUCACCUCAGGAUGCAAAUUUACUUGCCGCAUAUAUAAUACAGUCUGAAGUAGGUGACUAUGACCCCCAGGACCAUCCACCCGGCUAUGUGGCAGAGUUUAAAAUGUUACCCGGCCAGAACAUACAACAAGAGCAACAGAUCCAUGACCUUCACAAAACACUUGUGGGUCAAGUACCUGCAGAAGCUGAGGCGAACUUCCUCAAGAAAGCAGCGUCCCUCGACACGUACGGUGUGGACCCACAUAAAGUAAAGGAUCAGAAGGGUAACCAGAUGUACCUGGGUGUGACACAUCAAGGUAUCAUGACCUUCCAUGGUAGCAGACGUACACAGAUUUAUAAAUGGUCUCAGAUUAAAAAGUUGGCCUUUGAAGGAAAGACGUUCAUAGCACAUGUGAACAUGAAUGAGGACAAGGAACAGAGCCACUCCAAAAAGAAGCAUCAGCCGAUUGGUUACAAGUGUUUGACAGUCGCAGCCUGCAAGUACUUAUGGAGAUGUGCUGUUGAACAACAGUUCUUUUUCACGUUGCAGAGUUCAUUUCAUACUCCCAAAGUGAGGUCAGGGGGAUCUCUUUUCUCUCGAGGAUCCAAGUUUAGAUUCAGUGGGCGAUGUCAGAAUGAAGCAUAUUUGGCAAGUGAAGAUAUAAAGAGAAAAGAACCAGAUUUUCAAAGGACAUGCUCAUUGCCAAACUUUGCGAGGAAGUCGGACAGUAGGAUCCAUAUGCGAAACUCUGCGAACCUUUCCAUUUCGGAGGAUAAAGGUGGGAAAGGAUAUAAGGCCGACACAUUUCCACGCAUGAGUACUGCUACGUCUGCCUCUGCCGAACCUCGGUCUGAGAAACGGAACAAACGACCUGAUUCUUUAGAAAAAGAUAAAAAAGAAGAGAAGCCUAGGAUGGCUCCUAGAGCCUCUGAGGAAAAUAUUGAAAUUGAAUUAAUUGAGCCAGUCGAGAUCAAAGAAAAGUAUGAGAUCAGGCGGAAAAUGUCAGCAGAAAAGAAACCAAAAUUAAAAGAAAUAGCCCGUCAAAGUUCUAAAGAGGUUAUACAGUAUACAGAGGUGGAGCAGAGGCAGACGGUCCUUGAAGGUGAACGUGUUGUAUCGCAAGCGACUUUCGAGACUAAACCAAUGACGACUACCAUACAGAAAGUUACAACUGUCCGAGAUGAGCACGGUAUUUCUCGUCAAGAGAAUGCAGUGGAUGUGCCGCAAUCUACAGCCGAAGUUGUGCCAAGUCCCAAGGUAACGUCGCCCGUAUCAGCCACUGAAGACACGAUUGUAGCAGAGGAAAUGACGCAGGUCAAAUCAUCAAAUGUUGAGGCGUGGCGUCCUGAUACUUUCAAACAAAAUGGUGGCAUACCAAUAAUUGUCACUACAGAAGUUGGCGACACAUCCAGGGAUGAUUCUAGCUUGCCUUACAACCCAGACAAUACCGUCUAUGACCAAGACGAUGAAGAUGAUAAAAUUGCUAAAAGUUUAGAAGAACAAGUCAUUGAAUUGGAAAAAGAAUUUCAACAAAUGCAAGAGCAGAAUCAUGUGGAAAAUGUUGCGGAAGGUAGUGUGAAGCCAACAACUCAAAGUAAUUUGGAAACCGCUCCAAAGGACACAAAAACUGUCGAAACCAAGAAAGGUCAUUGCUCAUGUGGUAAAAUAUUUGCGUUCACUUUCUUUUCACUAUUUUUGACAUUGACUGUGUCAGCUUGUGUGGUUAUGUUCUCGGACAUUGAUCAUCCUGUCAUGAAUGAAGCACGUGCACAUCUUACCUUCCUCGAGCCUACUAGAGAUUUCAUCCUCGAUAAAUACCACGAGCUCGUCAACAAGUUGUAAAAAUACUUCGCAUUCAGGAUAAUUGUUUUAUACAAUAUAUGAUUGAUAUUCAUCUAUAAAGAAUCUGAACUAAAGCAUAUCCAAUAGUUUUAUAAGUGUAAUUAGUUAGUGCAGAUGAAUAGGAAAAAGUGGAAACUUGGUAACUUAAAUUCUGUCGGUUUAUUUAAAGUCUUCGAAUAAAAGGAGUGGGAAAUUUCUGUAAAUGCAAUAAAUUAAUGUAAUACUUUUUCAAGAAGCAAGUCAGCUGACAGAGUUUAAGUUCCCAAGUUUCAGCUGUGUUAUUUUUUUGUUAGUUGUGAACUUCUGUUGCAGGUUUGCACAUUAACUUGACCUAGUAAUGGACACUUGUAAUGAGCGUUGGUAAUUUCUGUGUGAUUUCAUAUACUUAUUACGUCCACAUGGCUUUUGAACCAGCAAAUAAAUGCCAAAUUGCAUUGGGAAAUUACAUAAUCAAACAGAAAUUGCUGAUUGCCAUUAUAUAUAUCCACUACUUGUCAUAAGUGUAUUCCUUUUCCCCAGAAUAUUUUUAGAACCUUAAACAUCAUUCAGGAUUGUAGUUUGUAUCUCUGGACUAAAGUGUUGUAAAUUAGAGGUUGUACAUUAGUAAGGUUGGGGCAGCUAUAUCUGUCAUUUGAUUUUUCUUUAUUCAACAUUUACCAUGGAAUAGACAAAAACAGUAUUUUUGCAGUUUACAUCUCAUCCAUCUGCCCACAUAAUCUCACUUUCUGUCUUUAAAUUCAAGGUUAUUUAAUCCAUGUUGCAAAAAAGUUAUUGCUGUUUUGUUAAGUAGCACUUUCUAAGCUUCUUUUUUUUUUUGAAGCUGCUUAUAU
This is a messenger RNA of Mercenaria mercenaria, 3176 nucleotides long. Its product is annotated as FERM domain-containing protein 5-like. Gene Ontology annotation, cellular component: cytoskeleton. The transcript is spliced from 17 exons. NCBI's taxonomy places the organism in Eukaryota, Metazoa, Mollusca, Bivalvia, Venerida, Veneridae. The record is from RefSeq and is a predicted model, not a curated record. Bases 139 to 2346 code for a protein of 735 amino acids. Gene Ontology annotation, molecular function: cytoskeletal protein binding.